Phaeodactylum tricornutum CCAP 1055/1 is the source of this 3978-nucleotide messenger RNA. RefSeq lists its product with no specific name. Gene Ontology annotation, molecular function: protein binding. Bases 1 to 3978 code for a protein of 1325 amino acids. The record is from RefSeq and is a predicted model, not a curated record. The transcript is spliced from 3 exons. Lineage: Eukaryota; Bacillariophyta; Bacillariophyceae; Surirellales; Neidiaceae.
AUGGAUGUCCUUGUGCGAGUGCUCGCUGGAAACAUAGUGGAACCCCCCGCCCCUCCCACCCCGAAAACACGACACGCCGCCGGCACCGGAACGACCACCGAUAGGCCGGUCGACAGGAAAAUUGCGGACGAAAAGUUGCUUUCGGCAAAACCCCAAUUGACUGGGAAACAGAAGCGUGAGGCUAUCGAAACAAACAACGGUCAUCCGCGGAACACAGUGUGGCUACUAGCGACCAAUACAUCACAAGCCGCGCUCGUUUCCGUUGCCUCGUGCCGAGCCAGCUCGGUGGGCGUCGGAAUCUCUGGGAAGACAAGCAUUCGUCCGAGCUGCUGGACACACCACUACCUGACAGGCAGGCAACACCGUGAGCGCUACCGUUCCAUUCCGUACCAAGAACCUUGUGAUGGAAAUGCUAGCGAACAUCGACUGCCGGUAUCGCCUCGGCUACAAUCGCCGUACCGAGAUUUCGUGUCGCCAGGUCGGGAAUUCAUCCAUUUCGACGAGGAAGAAGACAACAGAGCGACGAUUUCCCGAGGCUUGAACAAGGCAGCAUCGCGUCGGAUCAAACGAGGAGAAUGCCCCGCUUGUGGAGCCAAACUUUUCAAAAAUAGUAUGCUGGGCAAGAAGAAGACUCCCUUGACCAUUCCGGGGCAAUCAUUGAACGGUCGCUGUCUAUUUUGCUUUCCUAUUGUCCGAGAAAUCGUCGGAUCACACUUGGAUCGGUAUCCGGACGAACCAGGCAAAGCGGUCGUGCCUCGAUUUCUGUCGGUCCCCACUGACGAUACUCCCGACGAUGGUACCGUCAUGUCUACCAUUACACUCGAUCAUCAUCUAGGACAAUUUGCGCAAGAAGGCGAAAAGGUCGCCCCUCCACCCCGACUACCUCCACCGACCUACCCUCCGCAACAGGCUUCCCAGAGUGAUCACAUGCGCUGGCCGCCUGGGACCGACCGCAGUACAGCUCCCGUACUUACACCACCUGCUUCAUCGCGAAGACGUAGAUCGAGCUUUGACAAUGAUGAAGCUGACGAAAACGAUCGAGGGCCGGCACUACCCUGCCGAUCAGUGAGUCCGUCACGGUUUAGUGAGCUCGACCCGUUGAAUUCGGAGUUCCGGGCUAAUCCAAUGGUCGCACCGUUACGGAGAGCCUCGAAUAAUUUCGCUACGUUCAUGGAUCACGACCCACAGCACGAGUCCAACAGCAUCCAACCCCGUCGAGUACAACCCAGUUCCGCCCGUGCACGGGUGGAAUGGGACGGCUACCCCCUCACUGUUCAGUCACACCAGCAUAGCGGAGGGUGCUUAUUCCCGAGUCCACAUCCUCGCCCAUUCUGGAAAAGUCAACCCCGAACUCUACAGACCAGUAAAGAAGCCGACGACGAGAAGGAGGAAAAAUCGGAGAUUCAAUCACCUGCCCAUGCGCAUGAUCCCCCGUGGCAACCAUCCGAGCUGAAGCCAAAAGGGAGUCCCCGGGAAAUUGUUUUUGAUUCGUCCCGGAGUCCCUACGACCCUCCCGAACCGGCUAGCGUGAACUACAACACCCUAUGGCAACAAAUGUCGAAGUCUACGCCCAUCGCUCAUGAAGAAAUUGUAGUCGACCCAAACACAUUGCCUUUGGAUGAUGGUAACGCAUCUGCUUUGAAGCAAGAAAGGAAACCAAUCGUUGACAGCGCCGACCAUAGAGUUCGGAACGGCAGUGACCCUGGGUGGGAAUAUUCUAUGGCCUCGUUUGCCUACCAUCAGGAUUCUAUCUCCUUCCAAAAUAGCAGUUUUAGUUUUCUGUCGCACACGAAGUCAACAUCGCCACAGUCCGCCACCCAAACUUCACCUAAUUUGGAAUUGGCAGUAUCGUUGGAGGACAUUCCUCCCUUGGUAAAGACUUUGCGUGAUGAUGUACCCAACACGCACGAAUCGGCGUUGCGGCACUUAACUGCGACCGUUUGGCAGUGCGGGAACUUGGCCCGUCAAGCAGUGAUUGAAGCAGGUGGCAUUCCAGUUUGGACCAUGAUUGUUUGGCAAGAUAUGAACGACGAGGCCAUCCAAGUGGCUGCGCUCGACCUAAUUUUCGCCGUGGCAAUUGGAGAUUGCAUUGAUGCCACUUACGAUUAUUUGGCCAAUGAUACGUUUGAUUAUGCUGUAGAUGCCUUGCUUAUUAUGAUGCAAUCACUAAUUCACAACGAAGAUGUCCAGACUUUUGGCUGUCGAGUGCUGGCCUGUUUGGCAGGUGCUUCCGGUCGUAACGCUAAAGUCAACGACGGGGCUUUGUCAGGUGCGGUGCUUACUGUCUUGCGAGCAAUUGAUUCCCACAAGCAUUCCUUGUCUCUUCGGGAGUGGGGAAUCCGUGCAUUGUAUCAGCAGUGUGCGUUGUCGAAAGACAUGAAUAGCAACAGAAAAGCGUUAGUGGAAGCGAAGCUGGACCACAAUACAAGUGGACUAGACGUGAUCUCGUAUUGCUUGGACGAGGUGGGGUCAAAUGCUGUCAUGGCUGAAUGGAUAUGCAAUCUUUAUUGGUGUCUUUCUUCAAGUCAAGAGAUCGCCCAGAUUCAAGUACCGGCGACAGAACCGCUAUUGGAAAUGACGAAUAUCGUACGAAAAUAUCAGAAGAGCCGAGGGUCGGUACUGCUUCUACAGGCGGCGCUAGCAGCUAUUUCAAAUCUAUGCAUGCUUGCGGAAAAUCGGAAAGGUCUAGAUACCACUGAGGUGGUUCUCCUUGCUUUGGAGGUGCUCGAUUUUCAUCAAGGAUGCUCCAGUGUCGCUGUGGAGGUGUGCGGUCUCAUAGCGAGUCUCCUUCCUACAGUACGAAGCACAGAAUGCAUCCCCGCAGGAUCUAUUCAGACCCUGUGUUCAAUCUUGGAGUUCCCUCGAGAUUUAAAGAUGAACAGAGAAGCCCUACGAGCAUUGAAUGCUGUGUUGGCUUCUUCUACUCUUGCACGAAAGCGUCUUUGGGAGACGACGUCGCUAUCCUGGCUCACAGAGGUCUCCCGUCUUCAUUGCAAUUCGGUCGAAUGGCAGGCAUUGAGUUGUGUCAUGCUUUCAAAUCUGUUAAUUGCGAAUGAAUUGGACACAGGCGAAACAGAGAAGUGGAUUCUCUCUGAGCUGUAUUUGAUAAUAUCGCGGUGUACCGAUGCACUAAAAGUCCAGGAGGUGGGAAUUAGUAUCCUUUCAAAAAUUUCGAAAGAUGAGACCCUUUCGACACUGUUGGACGAGGAAAGUUUGAAGCUGGUUGUUGAUAUGAUGUCGAAGUUUCCGCUCUCAAAAAUUAUACAGAGAAAAGGCUCCUUCCUCAUCUUGAACGUAGCCCGUGGUCCCAUAAUACUCAAGCACUUGUCAGUCGCAGAGCGAUGCGCGAGCUCACUAGUUAUUACACUGCAAAACCAUCUUGAAACGUCCGAUAUUAUCGGAUUCGCUUGCGAUGCUAUUUGGGUACUUAUCCACGGUUCCGACAUGCUUAAGGAAACCGUUGUAACACAAGGUGGCAUUGAUGCUCUGUCUUGCGCUCUGGUGUUGCAUCAAAACGAAGUUAGUAUUUUGGAAAAGGCUUGCGGUGUACUGUCAUGCUUGAGCUCAAGAGAGUCUCAUAUUCAAACAGUGGUCAACGCACAGAGUGUUUUUAACGUUGUUGAUGCUAUGCGGAACAACCCUAAUUCCGCUUCACUUACUCAGUAUGGAUGUUUGUUGCUAAAAAAUGUCAUCGUUACAAGCAGGGAGCAGUCAAUAUUGGCCUCUGGUGCAAUUAGUGUUGUAACUGCGGCAAUGUUGAAGCAUCCCCACGAGAGUGGCAUGCAAAGAGAAGCAUGCAGUUUUCUCUGGGCCAUUACGUCGGCAUCAGGCGACUGUAAAUCGAAAGUGCUCGCAUUGGAUGCGGUAUCCCUUUUGAUGACGGCGCUAUCAAGUGAUAAAAAGGAUGUUCAAGACGCCGCUCGUGGCGCCUUCAAUACUAUUGCUCUCACAUCCAAUGAGAGUCUUUCUGCUGUAUAA